Panthera uncia (snow leopard) is the source of this 918-nucleotide messenger RNA. Its product is annotated as olfactory receptor 4D11-like. The transcript has 2 exons. The record is from RefSeq and is a predicted model, not a curated record. The coding region runs from base 1 to 918 and encodes 305 amino acids. Gene Ontology annotation, biological process: G protein-coupled receptor signaling pathway. Gene Ontology annotation, cellular component: membrane. NCBI's taxonomy places the organism in Eukaryota, Metazoa, Chordata, Mammalia, Carnivora, Felidae. Gene Ontology annotation, molecular function: G protein-coupled receptor activity; olfactory receptor activity.
AUGGAGUUGGGAAAUAACACAAGGGUAAAAGAAUUUAUAUUUAUGGGACUUACUCAGUCCCAAAACCUGAGUUUGGUCCUAUUUCUUUCUUUGUGCUUGGUAUACAUGACAACUCUUCUGGGAAACCUCCUCAUCAUGGUCACUGUGACCUGCGAGUCCCGCCUUCACACGCCCAUGUACUUCCUGCUCCGCAAUCUCUCCGUCUUGGACAUCUGCUUCUCCUCCAUCACCGCUCCCAAGGUUCUCGUAGACCUCCUGUCAAGGACGAAGACCAUCUCCUUCAAUGGUUGCAUCACUCAGAUCUUCUUCUUCCACCUCCUCGGGGGGGCAGAUAUUUUUUCUCUCUCUGUCAUGGCCUUUGACCGCUACAUGGCCAUCUCCAAGCCCCUGCACUAUGUGACCAUCAUGAGCAGGGGGCGAUGCACUGCCCUCAUCGUGGCCUCCUGGGUGGGGGGCUUUGUCCACUCCAUCGUGCAGAUUUCCCUGUUGCUGCCCCUCCCCUUCUGUGGACCCAAUGUUGUUGAUGGCUUCUACUGCGACGUCCCCCAGGUCCUCAAACUCGCCUGUACAGACACCUUUGUACUUGAACUCCUGAUGAUUUCCAACAAUGGCUUAGUCACUACCCUGUGGUUUAUUUUCUUGCUUGCAUCUUACACAGUCAUCUUGACAAUGCUAAGGUCUCAGGGAGGGGAGGGAAGGAGGAAAGCCAUCUCCACCUGUACCUCCCACAUCACUGUGGUGACCCUGCAUUUUGUGCCCUGCAUCUACGUCUACGCCCGGCCCUUCACUGCCCUCCCCACUGAUAAAGCCAUCUCUGUCACCUUCACUGUCAUCUCCCCACUGCUGAAUCCAUUGAUCUACACCCUGAGGAACCAGGAGAUGAAGUCAACCAUGAGGAGAUUGUGGCUGAGGGACUAA